GUUAAACGAUCUAGACGACGAAAAACAUAUCGACGGUGCGAUUCGCAAGAGAAACAAAUUGUCUAAAGUCGGACGACAAUUCAUUUAUUUGUGAACGGCACGCGAGUUAUGUAAGAAACGCUAUUUAGGCCGAAACAUUAAAAAUAAAAUGUACACAGUUUAAUGGAAGUAAAGGAAUACAUUUUUGUUACAACUAAAAAUUUGUUCAAAAUCUAAAUUAAAUCGAUGAUAACGAAUCCAAAAAACGGCGAACAAGAUACGAUAAAAUAUACAUAUAUAUAAAAUUAUAAAAUUUAAUAUUUAAAUAAGAACAAAAAAAAAUCAAAGUGCAAAGAACGGAAACAGGAAGUCACGGAAAUGGCCUUACAAGCAAAUAAUAGAAAUUUAUUAAUGCGCAAUGAACGCACCAUGCCAGCCUGGGUGACGGAGCAAAGUGAUCGCGUGGGACCCAAACCGCCGCCACCUCCCCUGGCCACAGAAAAUGGCCAUGUAACAGCACCAGCAAAACAGCCAGCAUUGCCACCCAAAACUUCUGCCCAACCCGAGCCGGACUAUGAAGUUAUUGAGUUUUCAAAUCAGCAAUAUUCGAACACGCCAAUGCGACCCUCUUCGGCCAGCUCUGGUUCCAAGACACCAGAUACCAAAUUGAAAUGCACCCUUUGUGGUUCAUCGAAUCCCUGGGUCAUGUGUGAAGAGUGCUCCAAACAAAUAUUUUGCGCCUCGUGCGAUGAUAUGUUCCACAAGCACCCCAAGCGUAAAAAUCACCAAAGGAAGACUCUAGAACAAAGCAAUCCACCACUACCACCCAAACUUCUGCCCGGUCAACCUGGACCCGCACCGCCAGUGGCCCCACCAAGACGCAACAAACGUGGGCUUAUGACACCUCUCAUGCAACGCAAGGAUCAGGUCAACUCGGCAGCAUUGCCCAUACCGCCCUCCCCAACGCCCUCCAUGAAAAAUGCCUCCUGGCAUGAGCGUGUAGGCUCUCUGAAACGUGGCUUGAGCAUUUUGAAUCGACCACUACCGGAAACACCCAAAACACCCACCACUCCCAGUGAGUCGUCACGCUGUACUACCCCCAAAUCGGUAUUUGACAAUAUACAACGGCCGCCCUCGGUGGUCUUGGAGAAGAUAAAGAACAAAGCGAAUGCCACACUAGAUCGCAUGCAGAUGUUGCAGCAACGCUACCGUCAACAGAAAGAGCAAAUGGAAAGAGAUCGCAACGGCUAUAGCAGUGAGCAACAGAAUCACAAUGCAUUUGAUCAGUGGUCUAGCAUUUCACCAUCGCCAUCACAUUUUCCUUCUGGCAGCAUGUCAUCCGGUAUCAACUCAUCUCAUCUUGAUCUAACGGACGAUUCAAGUUUCAAUUUGUUCCACCAGCGCCAGCUGGCCCUGCAGCAUCACAAGUUGGCGGCCCAAAGGGCAAAUCAGCUGGGUCAGCGUGGCAUGUCAUCAUCGGUGUUUAAUUUGAAUCAAGCCAGUCGCAAGCCGCCGUCCAUGAACAAUGGCUGGUCCAACAAUCCAAUGCAUCAGGCCCAAUCCAUGGCGCAGCUGAACUGUGCCAAUUGCAGUCACCCACAGCAAGGUAGCUGGGGACACCAGCAUCACAUGCCCAUGAAUCACCAUGACCCAUGGAGCAAUCAAUUGAGUUCUCAGCAACAUUUAAAUCGCUCCAACCUGUCCUUGAAUGUAUCAGCCGGUUACAUAAUGCCUCCCCAGCACAGUGGCAUGUAUCCACCGCCAGUUUUUAUGAAUCAACGGGGCAUGAUGGGUCAGAUGUUUGCCCAACCGUAUAUGCCGGGAAUGCCGGUCAUGAAUCCAGGUCUGGUUGGCAUGCCUCCCUCUGCUUCUAGGGCUGCCUCGCGAGCAGGCUCACGCAUGGCCUCUCCGGCCUUGAGUCGCAAAUCGGUUACUCUCCGACGAAAACAACGCGCCAGCUAUCAUAAUGAUGAGGCCACCGAUGAUGAGGAUUCCGAUGAAGAUGAUCGCCGUUCGAUGGUCUCAAAUCGUUCAGCCAUGUCGAGGACAAGACAGCGACGUAUGUCCAGCGCAUCACAAAUCCAACUGGAAGAAGAUUUGGAUUCGGGUCAGCAGCGGUCACGUGUUCGCAGUCAACGCAGAGAUUCUGUGGCGAAGUCGGUACACAACGAUUGGGCGCCGGGUAGAAAAAUCUCCAGCAGCAAUAAUCGCUCCGGUGACUCUGGCUUUAAUAGUCCCCGGCAAAAGCCGGCAGCAGCAAAUCGUAUAUAUUCCGAUUUAGAUUCUGAGGGUUCGGGUACCAGGGCCUUGGUCCAAGCCAAAAUCGAACAAAAACUCAAAGAGGAAUCCCUGAAGCAGCAGAAACAAGGCAAAUCCAAGCGUCGAAGUGAGUCACCGCCCAAACAAAAGCAAUCAAUGGCAGUUCAAACUCUUGCCAAGAAAAAGGAGGAGAAGCCACCAGAGAAACCGGCUAGCGAAAGUGAAUCGGAAGAAGAGGUGGAGGAAGAGGAGGAGGAAGAAGAGCAGGAAGAAGACCAAGUUGAGGAGCAGCAACAAACAAAUGACUCAAAAACAACAACAACAGAUGAAUCCCAAAAACCACAACAAAAUGGCGAAGUUAAUGGCGUCGAACCUGAUCCAGUCUUGGAAGAUGAAGACGCCGAAUCCUUGGGACCACCACCCUCUACACCAGACCAGGAAUGGGAAUGUGAAUUUUGCACCUUUGUUAAUGAGCCCAACAUAAAAAUCUGUACCAUUUGCUGUAAAACGCCCAGCAAGCCGCCCAAGCUGGUGGCCAAGUCCAUAUCACCACCCAAACAAGUUCCAGCUGUGAAAACAACAAAGGAUUCAAAAAGUGGUACGAUCAAAAGAGUAACAGCUACAACAACGGAUAAGGGAAAAUCCAUACUCGCCAAGAAUACAACAACAACAACACCAUCAGUCACAACUACGUCAUCAUCAUCCACCACAGCAACCAAUAACGAUGCCAUAACAGAAUCAUCCUCCUCUCAGAACUCCACUAACACACUAAAAAAGAAAGGUAGGCCAAGGAGAAUCUCAUUUCUGGAAGGAACCAAAUUUAGCUAAGACACCAACCCGCCCAUGCACAUAUCCCAAGUUCCUCCUCUCCUUCGGCUAUCUAACUGACUCAUUAAUAAUUAAUAAUGAUCUUCAUUAGUUUAAGUAACAACAAUUUUGUAAGACAACAAAAUACAACAACAUUGACAUUUUUUACUAACCAUAACAACAGCAA
Molecule: messenger RNA, 3232 nt
Organism: Musca domestica (house fly)
Lineage: Eukaryota; Metazoa; Arthropoda; Insecta; Diptera; Muscidae
Product: E3 ubiquitin-protein ligase lubel
Exons: 9
Coding region: 358-3066 (902 amino acids)
Biological process (GO): protein linear polyubiquitination
Cellular component (GO): LUBAC complex
Molecular function (GO): linear polyubiquitin binding; ubiquitin protein ligase activity; K63-linked polyubiquitin modification-dependent protein binding
Source: RefSeq, a predicted model, not a curated record